Perkinsus marinus ATCC 50983 is the source of this 864-nucleotide messenger RNA. RefSeq lists its product as hypothetical. The transcript has 8 exons. Bases 1 to 864 code for a protein of 287 amino acids. The record is from RefSeq and is a predicted model, not a curated record. NCBI's taxonomy places the organism in Eukaryota, Perkinsozoa, Perkinsida, Perkinsidae.
AUGUGUUAUGAAGGUAUGGGUGAGGAGGAGAUAACGUCAGUGGAGAGGUUAGUAGCUGAGGCUCGACGGAAGGCCGCGCCGGGUGGAAUAUAUGGGACGCAGAUGCGGGAAAAGGCCCUUGGACUGGUCGCUCGGUGGGAAGGUGUGAAGGCGCGAUUCAAUGGUAAUGAGAGAAAAUUCGAGACAGUCGGCUCGCCCGAGGCCCUCCAAAGUGCCUUUGUUGAGGAGCUCAAACGCUUCGAUGACGAUGCGAUGGUGGAGAGGUAUGAUACUAGUGUGCUGGUGCCGGGGGGUAAGGCGGCGAUUGGGGCUAAUAUUGAUGCUAUGGUGGCGGCAACAAUGGAGGCUGAGAUGGCGGGAGGAGGCCAGCCAACUCGUCAGAGCAAGGGUAUCGAAGCUAAGCCGAGCCGGGCUCGCACUGACUCCAUCACUCUGCCAAGCUUGCCGAGCGCGGGAGAACAGACCAAGAGAGGAGCUCAGACGGCUAGGGCCUUGGGGAGCGCCUCUCGGAGCAGCCGUCGGGGUAGCCAGCAGGGACAAGGACAACCCAGUUUCUUCAUGAACAACGCUGGAGGUCAGCCCAGGAGAGGUUCCGUCCCGAAUCGCCCCACGGGAGCUGACAAAGCUGAUCUGAAUCAGCUGAUCAAAGAGGCUAAGGCUCGUCAAGCCCUCCUAAGAGCACAAUCGCAGACUAAACUGGAGGGUGAUAGUGGCGGUAAGACUGACCCAGAGGAGGUCCGUAGUCGCCUCCGUACGGGCAGGACCAGACAAGAGUUGGAAGCCGCGAUGAACGAGGCGAAGGAACUUGGUAUGACCUAUGAGGCGACUCUGGCUGAGAAGAAGCUGGAGGGGAUGAAGGAAUGA